UUCCCCAACCUCCGAAUCAUCCACGAACAAGAGGAGAGGAGAGGAGACCACGUCCUGCGCUUGCGCAGUGGUUGCCCGCCACCAACUCCAAGAAGAGCUCGCGCGCGGCUCGCCAGAGGCGGCAGCUAGCUAGCAGCAAUGGCGGCCACCAACCCAUGACCAGGCGCCACGGCUACCUAUACUAAACCCUCCUCCAGCCGCCGCCGCACCGUCGGUCAAGAAACGCAAGUAGCUAGGCGCGGAGAUCCUGCGCCCACCGUCUCCGGCGAUCGACGAUGAUGGUGAUGGGCUACUUCCGGUCCACCAAGGCCUCCACCGCGACGUCGCCGCCGACGGCCAGGAAGAAGGCGAAGAAGGACGGUCGCCGGGCGGCGGCGCAAGAGGACGCGGGCCUUCGGGAGUCGCUGCUGGAGCAGCCGGCCGCGGCCGCGGCGGAGGGCGGCGUGCCCAAGGGGUACUUCGCAGUGUACGCCGGGGAGGAGUCCCGGCGGUUCGUCGUGCCCACGGGGUACCUCCGGGAGCCGGCGUUCCGGGAACUCAUGGAGCGCGCCGCCGACGAGUUCGGCUUCGCGCAGGCCGGCGGCCUGCGCGUGCCGUGCGCCGAGGAGGACUUCGAGGACCUCCUGCGCCGCCUCCAGCGCAAGAACGCCGCCGCCGGCAAGGGGAAGAAGGCCAUCCUGUAGGCGAGUGGAGAAUUGCUUGACGUGUAGAUGAGAUCAGCUCUGCUCAGCUGAGGGUGCAGCUCUCCUGUACAGACAAUACAGAGUGCGAGCAAGCAGCCACAUGCAUGCAGGCGUAGCAUAGCAUAGGUGAAUGCAUGGUGUGUUGAUUCACUGUUCGUUCCGUGAAACAUGGAGUAUGUAGAAAAUUCUUGGGGGGAAUUGAGUUAUUUAGUCUUCAAAACUUGUAAGAUUUGAAUUUGAGUCAAAUUUCUAGUGUUGAGUUGAGUUGUUGAGUUGAAAGUGUGUUUGUAUAUCUUUAUUUUUUUCUCCUUCUAAUAAAAAUUACGGCAAAUCUCUUGCCGUUCUCUUCAAAAAAA
Molecule: messenger RNA, 1039 nt
Organism: Panicum virgatum (switchgrass)
Lineage: Eukaryota; Viridiplantae; Streptophyta; Magnoliopsida; Poales; Poaceae
Product: auxin-induced protein 6B-like
Exons: 1
Coding region: 276-683 (135 amino acids)
Biological process (GO): response to auxin
Source: RefSeq, a predicted model, not a curated record